Molecule: messenger RNA, 1732 nt
Organism: Papaver somniferum (opium poppy)
Lineage: Eukaryota; Viridiplantae; Streptophyta; Magnoliopsida; Ranunculales; Papaveraceae
Product: protein HAIKU1-like
Exons: 1
Coding region: 328-1353 (341 amino acids)
Source: RefSeq, a predicted model, not a curated record
AAACAAAUUAUUUUUUUAGUCAAAUUUCAUUCAAGUAUCUCUUCUCUCUUUCACUGUGUGAAAAGACAAAUUGGGAAAAAAAAGAGACCAAAAUCUAGGGUUAUCAUCUUCUUCCUCCCCAAUUUCUCCAUCUUCUUUCAAAAUCUGGAGUUCAAGUUGAAUCAAUUGAAGCUGCUUUCAAUCAAACAAAAAGAUGAUGAAUUCCAGGAGUAAUUAAGAGCAGAAAACAGUGGUAGGUCAUUCAUUCAUUGACUCAACUUGUUGAUUUUACUACUUGAUAUUCAUUCUUGUUGAUUAGACUUAGAAAUUGAGAUAGAUUUGUUGAGAAUGGAUGAUGAUAGGAACAGUAGAUAUAAUGAACAUUUGGGGGUGAAUAAAUUGGGUAAAAACAUCAGGAAAUCUCCAUUACAUCAACCAAACUUUGCAAACAGCAACACCACCAACAAUAAGCCACAACCGCCACAGCCACAUGUUUAUAACAUCAGUAAGAAUGAUUUUAGAAACAUAGUUCAGCAAUUAACUGGUUCGCCGUCACAGAAUCAACCACAACCACCACCACCUAGACCGACUAAUAGUCUUCCGAAACAGGCAAGUAAUCGUUUACAGAAGAUACGUCCACCACCAUUGAGUCCGAUUAAUCGACCACCACCACCUCAGAUUCAUAAUCAGGCUCCACAACCACAUCAGCUUCAGCCUCAGGGACAGGGUCCUCCAUUUAAUGGUGGUGGUGCUAAUUUUGGUAGACCUGGUGGUGGGCAAUUUGGUCAACAGCCUGCUGGGGAUGCAAAUUGGGGGGGGAAUGUUGUUGCUGAGUCUCCAAUUUCAGCUUAUAUGCGGUAUUUACAGAAUUCCAUGCUUAGUCCUAGAUUUCCACAACCUCCUCCUCCUCAACAACAACCUCAACCUCCUCAACAACAGCCACAACCUCCUCAACCACAUACUCAACUUCAACCUGGUUUACUUCCUACACCACCACCUGUACCUCCUCCAUUUCCAUCUCCAACAGGGGCUGCUCCAGCGCUGUUGCCUGCUCCUCCUCCUUUUCCAUCUCCAAGAGGAGGGUCUGGUCCUGCGCUUUUGCCGUCUCCAACUUCUCAAUUCUUGUUGCCCUCGCCAACCUCACAAUUCUUGUUGCCUUCACCAAGUGCAUACAUGAGCUUUUUGUCUCCGCGUUCUUCAUUUCCUCCUGUAUCACCUGGAUUUCCUCCUCUAACUCCAACUUUCUUUUCACAAUUUUCUCACCCGGGGGUUCUGGGUCCUGGGCCACAAACACCAAAUUCUCCUGGUUUUUUUUUCCCACCGUCCCCUUCAGGAUAUUUCCCUAUGAACAGUCCUAGAUGGAGAGAUCAAUAGCCCCGCUUGAUGUAGGGUGUGUGUGUGCUUGUAUCUCUGCCUGUAUCUUCUUGUUGUGGGUUUCUUUGGGUCAUAAAAGAAGUCUUUGUCUGAAGCAAGCUGAUGGUGAAAAUUGAAGAUCUUCACAUUGGGUACAGCUGAAACAAGAGAAGUGGAAGAUAGGAUAUUAGACAUGUCAACUUAGUUUGUAGACUAAAUCAGGUACAUGAAUUUGUUGUAUUUCGUAUUGGUAAGUAGUAAUUUUCUUUUGUUAGAUUGUGAUUCAAUUCUUUCUAAGUUUCCUGCUCACAGGGGAAGUCUUUGAGCUUUUGACCUUACAUAUGUACCAUGUUAUUCAUAACAACAAAGAGUAAAGAAAUUUAAUCUCAAUUCACUGUCA